This is a messenger RNA of Symbiodinium sp. CCMP2592, 3429 nucleotides long. The record is from the annotation of a GenBank genome assembly. Lineage: Eukaryota; Dinophyceae; Suessiales; Symbiodiniaceae.
AUGGAUCUAGUGCCGUUCACAGCGGCCACGGGCAACAACGGUGAUGGUGGUAUUGGUGGUAGACAGGAGCAGGAGGCCAACCAGUAUUUCUUGCAGCUUUUGCAGGAAAACAAUCAGGUCAAUGUCUUCCUGAAUGACCCCCGCAUCCAAAGUGCUUUGGAGCUUCGUGCAGAACAGAGACACCGCUUUGCAUUGGACAACGUGUACGCCGAAGCCAACGCAUACAUAGCACAUCUAGAAGCAACAGCGGAUGCGAACCAUCGCCAGCAGCUAGCAUUCGUGAGCCAGUCAACACACCGACUGGUGGGGCAACUUCACAAUGAAGUCCGAGUGCUAGAGACAAUCGCCCGAGCAGAACGACAAUCAGCCAAUGAGCUGCAGGCACAGCUGGCACGCACACAAAGGGAAAGUCAUGAUGAACGGUCUAUGGCUAUGCAGUUUGAUGCACAUCGAUCCGAGCUGGAAGCAGCAGCACGCACGCUCACUGCGGAAAACAGACAGCAUGAACGCCGUUGCGCGGAAUUGCGCGCAAGUGUCGAAGAAAACCAUAGUGAGCUCAUAGCCUUUUUGGGGUCCGAGUUUGAGGAAAAGCUUCAGUGGGAAGAAAACGAAUGCCAUCAUAGGCUAACCUCUGAGGUACAGCAGUACGAUAGCUUGGUUGACGACCUGCAGGAUCGGAAUGCGGAGCUUUUAGCUGAGGUCGACUCACUCAGGACAAACCCUGCUACGCUUUCCAGCGUGGGAAGUGCCCACGAGGUGACAAGCGGAGGUAAAGGCGGCAAAGGCGGGGAUAAGAAAGACACCUCUAAGAUCCCAUGCAUUUUCUAUCCCAAGGGCGAUAAACCGGACAAGAAGCGAUCGCCCUCCGGCAAGCGCAGGCGACCUAGCAAGAAGAGGACCAAAAGCGAGGAGAAGACAGCGGCGUGUUGCCUUCCCCUUGCAGCCACCCUCACGGGUGAGCCCUCGCUCAGUGCUGGGAAGUCCUACGCAGUAGCAGCCCGCAAGGGCCAUGCCGUGAAAACAAAGGCCAAAAAGGUUCAGUUCUUGAGGCCAGAGAUCAUCGACAUUCCGCUUGAGGGUGAAGGUUGGAAGUUCGUCACAGAGAAGCGCAAGUACGAUUUCAGGUACAAGACGACGGACAAAUGCCCACCAUCUGACCCGGAGGACACCGAAGAAGCCUUGCAGAACGCCCGACCAUUGAUGGCAUGCUUAGCGGCAAAGUCCUCAGAGAGCACGAACAUGAACCUGAAGGUCCAGCUGGCGCGGCGGAAGAUCCCAUCGAAAGGUUGGACGGUCAUCAACGGCAGCCCCGCUGCCAAGGUGGCUCAUUUCCCAAAGACGUUUCGAACACCGGAUGACGUGUGGUCUUUGUUGGAGGAUUCGGUCAACAUUGAUGAAUUGGACGGGAUCUAUGGGGAAGCGCAAGCCGACAGCGAUGUCGAGCCAUACACUACGCCAAAGAAGGAUGAACAGCUUAGUGAAGACCUGGAUGAAAUGUUCCCAGAGCUAUUUGGUCCUGAUCGUGAUAAAGAUCCUCCGCCGAAGGACGCGAAAGAAGCCACCUGCAAGGGUGAGUCGAAGUCUGAUUCCCGUGCAGCAUUGCUUGAUGAUGUUCCGUACUCUGUGAAGCAGAAGCUGAAGUCAAGCGCAGCAGUAGCAGCGCACGAACCACCGUAUGGUUAUGUGUGGAGUGGGGAAUGUUUGGUCAAAAAGAACAACAGGAACCGCCCCAACGCUAUCGAUCAUACUGUAUGGAAGUCUAUGUCGAAAAGACAAAGGGCAACAGCAAUCGCAGAACAUGAGAAGAAGCUACAUGAGGAGAACGAGGCACUGUACCGUGAAGCUGUGAAAGUGGAUUGGUGGGACGGCGAAACCUACUUCGACCUCGCAGGCCGGGAACAGUCUGAUUUCGAGCUGGCAGUUGUCGAGGUCGACAACAAGGUUUCGGUAGCAGCAGCUCCGGAUGCAGCAAAGACCGUCGAGGACUUCGCUAAGCAAUCGUUCGACUCUAACGACUACAGUUUCAAGACCUUCGAGAUGGCAGCCAUUGUUGUGAGCGACGAGUUCUGCAGGGUCAACACCUCCGAAGCAGACAGGACUGGGGUAACCAAGGCCAUGAAGACCAUUCUCCAAUCCGCCGCCCUCAACAACGAUAUCAUUUCGCUCGGCGCCGAUCACGAGUAUCAGCUGUUGGAGUCGCCAUACUCCUGCGUAUCCACCCAAUGCGCGGCUGGGGUGUCUUUGACCCAUGCCGACGCGACGUGUGUGGCGCUGCGCCAGAUGGCUGACCUCAGUGACGAGGGACUCGCCAAGUUGAAGCCAACCGCAAGGUUGAGCCCCAAGGCCAAGCGAGCCAUCAUUGUCGUGUCCGACAGCUCCACCGCACUUUGCAAGAAGAACAGACGGGGAGUGUUCGUCAAGACCGACUUGGAUGCGGAAGUGAACAUCGCAAGCAUGAUGCUCGGAUGGGCACAAACUCGCUACACUAUGUGUUGGGGCAAAACCUUGGCGUGGAUUGUCUGGCAGGUCGAGGAACACAUCAAAGAGCUUCGCGCCAACUAUCCGGACCACACCAUCGACGUGAUUUGCUGGUGGUGUGGGAACGAGAUCUCUGGCCAGUCGGGCUGCAUCCCCACACGGCUUGGACCGGGACUCGCAUACAGAGAUCCCAAUGUCACGACGGAGACCGUUGCUCGGAAGGUGAGGCGGGCCGCAGAUGUUUUAGCCGCCCUCCUGCCCCGCACGGCAGGUCAAUUUGGCCACGCUGUGGCCUACUCAGCAAAGGACUGCACUGCCCUUUUCCUGAUGCAUCGCACUGCAUGCCGCACCAAGGUCAUUCAGCUCUUCUUCCUGGACGACUUCGUGGAGGACGCCAACAUCGCAUUGCGCAGCAAGGACGCCUCGCCCGAGCACCGCCUUCGCUACGGGCAUCAGGCAUCCCUUAGCAAUGCAGAUACUGGCCGGGCCCUGAUCGUCUUGCCUCUUUUCGUUCGAGUUUCUGUCGGCGCAGCACCGCACACGCGCAGCAACAGCUUCCGCAGCUGUUUCUGCUCAAACGAUUACAAAGUGAGGCGCCGCUGGGCGCUCCAGAAAAAGCAACACGAAGCCUCUGCUCCAGCCUCACCUAUCGAACCGUUCGAAGACGGAACAGCACCGCUGUAUAGCACAGCUGAGGACUUCGAGGCACACUUGGCCACAUUGGCCGAUGAUUCGGCCUCGCAUUGCAUCGACCUUAUAGGGGAGCCCUCUUUAGCACAGCCCUCUAUCACACAAAUUUUUUCCAGGCAGCGCAAAUUGCAGGCACAGGCCAAGAAAAGUCCAGGGCAGGCACAGUCACGGCAGCUUGCCAACCGUGGCGGAUUUGACAGUGGGGCCAGCAUCCUCACAGGCCUCGCCCAAGAGAGGCACCGUUUACCCGCCGGUGCCUAG